GUCCAAGACGGGCCGUGGCCAGUUCCCCCAGCGUCCCAGUCAGCGCGUGGCUCAUGGAUGACGUCCCCCAGGCGGCCGGUUUCAGCUCUCGAGGCAUGUGUCUGCCCUGUCUGCCUGGGACUGACUGGCAGAACUGGGCAGCCCCCAGUCGCAACCCAGGCGCAUCGCAUCGCAUUUGAUCCAUCCGUCCCACACCAUCGCCUUCUUGCCGUCCUCACUCUUUCAUAUGAUACCGGGGUUGUGUUUCGUUUCUAUUCUUGCAACAAGUAUCUAGCCUCUAGCCCACUAGUCCUUUCAGUCUGUAGAUCUUCCUCUUCCGCCAAGCUUGAAUUACACAAGCUCCUCCUCCUUCGCUGCCUCGCUGCCUCGCUGCCUCGUCGCCACUUGCGCGUCACCUCCAACUCUCUUCCUCGACCCUCCCAACUCCACAUCCAACCCCGAGCCUGAGCCUCACCACUCAGUAAUUGCACCCCUGACGAUCCUGUGUCCAGGUGCCACUACCAUCCCGCUAAAACAUUCGCUGGCCGAGAACAAAGCGAGGACUAGUCAGUCGUUCUUGGUCGUAAAGCAUCGUAUUGCAUCGCACUGCACUGCAUCGUAUCGCAACACAACACAGCACAUCGUCUUCCAACCCAGCCGCGAAGCCGGGAUCCCUCGACCGGCUCACGUCAGGCCAACACCCUUUCUUCUCCCGUGACUUCUUUGUUCGAGGCAACCACUCACCACAAACCUCGUCCGCCCUUGUUCAGCUCCAACAGCACAUGAGCUGAAGUGUGGCCUCUGCUACUGCUGGUGGCAAACCCUCGAGUCUCGUCUUGCACCAUCCCACAUCCCACCAUGCUCGACGAAAACCUCCCCACUUUCCAGUUCAAGCAGUCCAGCGAGAACCCACUCUCCAGUGUUGUCUACUUCACCCAGAACGGCUCUGAGCCUGCCCCGGAAUAUGUCUUCAAGCGGGCAGACCCCUCAAACCCCGCAGCCCGCAGGAAAUAUGCCGUUGCCCUGACCGACCCUUUUGCUCCCGACGUCGUCUACGCCGAGGUCGUCGUCGAGCCCGAGUGGUCCCAGCCAACACUGUCAGCCGCCGAGGUUAGGGCACAGCAGCAGAAUGGGGCCGUAUCUACGGCGCCCCAGCCUAUGAUACCCGACAACUUCACCAUCUACCUGUACAACCCAGACCAGGCUGUCUCGGUCAAAUACAACCCGGGCUCCCUCACAAAGUCAGACACCUGGGAGUUCGAGAUGCUGACCCAGAGCUUCAAGAUGCCCUCCAACUCCCAGCUCGACCGCCAGACCCAGAACGGCUCGCCCGUCGCCGACUUCCGCCCCAGGAUCAUGUUCAGGUGGAAGAAGGAGGGCCGGAAGGACAUGAGCUGUUUCAACGUCGGGAAGAGUGUUGGCAGGCACAAGAGCAAGGAGCCAGACAUCACAGUGGCACUCUUCAAGCAGGGCCGCGCAACGGCCGUGACCGUCUACGAGCCAAACCUGCAGCGUAUCGACAUGGAGGACCGGAAAGGGCUGGACAUUGUGCUUGUGCUCGGGGCCGAGGUGAUCCGUGACCUGUACCUGGCGCCAGACAAAAGGCCCGACUUGUUCAACGUCGGUGCUACCGGACCGCUGCUCAUCUCGAAGCGCAAGAACUCCAGGCCCAGCCCUCCCCCGGCCGGCCCCAUGAUGGCAGGCGCCCUAGGCCCGUCCGCGCCACAGGCGCAACCGCUCAUGUCCACCGCCAACGCAGCGGCCUCCUCGUCGGCGAGGCCGGGCGCCGCGGCCAUCGACGCCGAGACCGAGCGGCUCAAGGCGAUGGUCGAGAGGGAGGAGAAGGAGCGGCAGGCCGCGAGGCAGAGGGAGGACCGCGAGCGCGAGAGGAGGGACCGCGAGGAGCAGAGGCGCAUCAAGCAGAUGCUGGAGGACGAGGAGAGGGAGAAGCGGCGGCGCGAGGCCGAGAUCGCCAAGGAGACGGAGCGGCUGAGGAAACUCUACGGGACCGAGGGCCAGGACCUGGGCGCGGGCCGCCCGCCCGUCCAGCAGCACCAAGGGAGCCCUCCCCUUCCCGGCCGGCCGCAGUUCCAGCAGGGUGGCGGUAGUCGACCGCCACAGCAGCAGCAGCAGCAGCAACAGCAACAACGUCCCAGCUUCGCCCCUCCCCCUCAGCGCCCCACGAGCGUCGGCCCGGGCACGGGGCCCUUCCACAGCGCAACCCUGAACAACCUGUUCGCCGGCAGGCCGUCGGGGCCUCCUCCGCAGCAGGGCCAGUCGGGCCCGUCCAGGCCAGGCCGGACGAAGCCGAACCAGGGCCCCUACCUGUCCGGGGCGAACCCCGCGGCCGCCGUGAGCGGGUUCUUCUCGGGCCUGCGGAAGGACGACAAGAAGAUCACCAAGAAAAAGAGCAUGCAGUGGUAGGUCCGUGGCUGUUUUGGCUGGGCCCGGUGAUUUUCCCGUGCGCUUAUGCAUGUGUGUGUCAAUCUGCUCCCUUUCGCAUGGCAUGGCAUUGCUUCUUAGCUUUUAUCUUUUUCUUCUUGCUGGCAUUGCGUUGGCUUUUUUUUUUUCACGACGGUCAUUGGUGGCGUUCUGGCGAUAACUCUAGGGUUCCUGGGAGGAAGGAGGGUGGAUUUAGAUACCUUGUGGGUCGGAACAGCGGCUGGCUGGUCAUGAUGACGAAUUUAUACGACGCUUCUUCUCCUGUGGCUGCUCGAUGGCUGGCUGGCUGGACGUACCGCAUGUUGAGCGCUCCUAUGUAACGCUGUGCGAAAGUCGUUGGUCUUCUCCUCGUGUGACUUGCACUGCUCGCCGACGGCCCCUCGCGUCCCUUGUGCCUCCUGUUCGUGACCCCCGGCACUGCGCAGCUUGCCAGAAGCAUGCGCAUACCUCCGCAAAAACAUCUAGGGCGGUCUCUUGAGGAGCAAUUUACGGCGCCCCCCGCCCCCCACGACCAGACCGCCAAGACUGGUCACGAGUCUGGUUACGAACCUGCUUGGUUGGUUGGUUGGAAUGUUGUCCUCGAAUGGCGACUUUAUGUCACAAGCAACAAAGAAGUGAGAUCACAGCUGCGAAGUCUUGAUGGGUUGCAGGAGUAGAUAUUAAUAAUACUAUUUCUGGGUUGCGGCUUAAUAUUAACUACCUCUGAGCACUGCUCAUUGGUCCCAAGGGGAGUUGAAAGGAAAGAGGUUGCAGACGCGCUAACGUAGAGGCCAUGUGCCAUGUCUGAAGCCAGGACAAUUCAAAUAUCGCGGAUAGUUGCAUUCAACAGCCCUAGCAAUUAUCAUGGCGCUCUGCCCGUUGGUGUAUUACACCAAGCUAGAAGCCACCGAUGGUAGUUAGUAGUGAUGGCACAACAAGUCUUGGCACUACCCCCAAGACACGCCUGAAGAGUGGAAUUAUCCAUGAACCGUGAGAAUGAGUCAAAUUUCAUGAGUGGCGUGUAGGUAGCAAGUCAUUUUACCAGCAUUCUGUGUUUGUGAGGGGGGAGGGGGAGGUGGAUACCAGACACGAUCAACACCUUGUCUGGAGGGAGGGGAUAGCAAAUACACUCAACACCUUGUCUUGAGAAGGGGGGGGGGGGAAACCAAAUGCGAUCAACAACUUGUCUGGCGACGGGGCAGAUACGGCACUCUCGUCAUCUUCAACGCCAGAACCACCCGGAGCGCUCGCUGUUCGUGCUCCCCUCAGGCUUUUCAGGAGGCGGCCGGGCCUCCACCUCCUCCUUCCCUCUGGCGGCGGGCCUCCGCCUGUUCUGGUCUCCCCGGGCGGCGCUCAACUGCUCUUCUUGUCCCUCGGGCCUGUCGGAACCUGCCUCGGCUCUGGCCGUUGUCCACCCCUUUCGGAUGUUAUACUCCUGGAUGAGCCUCAGCUGGUCCAUGUAGUCCUGUCGCGCGUGGUUGAUCCCCGCUGGCCUCGGCUCAUUCUGGCCCCCCUGGUCCUGGGAGGGCGCUGUGUAGUCCUCGUCGUCAGGGGUUGGCUUGCCACUAUUUGUCGACUGGAAUUCAGCUUCGGCAGCUUCCCGGAGGCGCUCCUUGUUCUGCUGUUCCAUGAGCAUCAGCUGCUGGUAGUAGUCCUGGAUUCGCUGGCUUUGACUGCCGGGCCGCGGCUUCGAGUUGGCCCUGCGCUCCUGCUCCUGCUGUAUCAGCCUCAUCUGAUGGUUCUUGAUCGGGUCCAGCCCCGACUCGACGGCCUCUGCCGUCGCGAUCAUGAACGCCUCGAGCUGCUCGUCCGAGGACCUGCUGAGAAACGCCGAGUACUGCGCGGGCGUCAUCCAUGGGACAGAGGCGGCAGAGCGCGGUCGGUAUUCUUGUAGCGGAGGACGGUCGUCCCGGGGGCCAGAGCGGACCGAGUAGCGUGUAUCAUAGUCGAUUGUCUCGCCCUCUGCGUUGAGUCUCCUGACUUCGGUGCGGCAGUGGACGAAGCCGAACAUGUCGACGUGCUCCGAAGACGUCCUGAUUGUCUUGCCGCCGGAGGGGUGAUGCUCGACCGUCUCGCUGACUGACGGGUUAUCCCUCGAGGGGCGCUCUGGCGGUGGCGGAGCCUGUCCAGGACUGGACUUGAGGACGUCCUUGAGGAGUCUGUCGACUGAGGCUGAGGCGGACUGGAUGAAUUCAAAGAGGUCCUGUUCGGUAGCCGGCUGAUCUUCUUGACUAACCGGCGCAGCCUCUGCAUUACCCUGCGAUUCGGCGUGGCUGUCGCUGGGGUCCUGAUCCGUAGAACGCCCCUCAGAGAACCAUCUCAUGACGUCCUCCACACGGCUCUGCACCUUGCGCAGAGUGUCGGCCACAUCCUGCCCCGUGGGCUCGUCCAUCUUGGAGAACAACUCGGCAACAUUGCCUUCAAGUCGGCGUAUGGUGUCCAGCAUGUCCUUGGCAAUAUCGCUAUAAGAGUCUUGGUCAUGUCCUGGUGUACGCUGGGUUUGGAACGAGUCUCGUAUGUGAGCCUCCCAGUGCUUUGGAAUUCGUCCAGCCAGAUUGGGGUGCUCCCACAUAAAGGGAUGGGGCAGCAGGGCGUCGCCAUAUAGUCUCCUGACCCAGGCGGAGGGAGUCUCCGGGGUGACUUGUGCUCCCGAGGCGGACCUCUUCAGGGCUGCUCGCAUGUCCAGAUCCAUGAGGUUCCCUCGGGAUGAGUUGCUCGCAGACAUGAGGUCCUCAAAGGCCUCGGGGUAGCCAAAAUGGGCGGGGUCAGCACCGGGGGGCAGAUCGUUGGGAGUGGGCUGAGGGAGAUGGCGCAAGUUGUGCGGGCUGUAAGGGUCGACAUGGUACCAGUGUUCCCAGUACUCGGCCAUGGGCGACUGUCUCUUGGGACCUGGCGAUGACGACCCUGCAGUGGCAUCACCUACGGGGGGUUUGUUGGCGUCGUCGUUGGAGCCAGUCAAGACAGAGACGCCGGCGCUGAUAUGGGAGUUGACAUGGUUCUUGAAGCGGAUGAAGCGAUUGAAGGGGCCCUGGGGCUCUCUGUCGUCGUCGUCGGACAUUGUGGUGAAUCCGGGUGGAUAUGGAUAUGGAUGCGGGUAUGGCUUAGGUUGCCGUUCUUAGCUCUCGGGUUGACCGGAGGGGCCUCUGAUGUGCAGCAGGGGAUGCUCGGGGAGGCAGGAAGAUGGGGCGAGGAGGGCGAUGGGAGAGGAGGUGGGGAUGGGGAGAUGGCUGCACGAGGACGGAGAUUUGAAGCUCGAGCCUCGACCGACCCCGCUGUUGCUUGUGCACAUGAGCUGUGCGUUUAUGUACCCAAGAAGGGAAGUCGACUGCUGGGGCUGCUGGCACCGGCUCAUGAGCCCGGUUGUGAUAGCUCCAACAGCUCGAGACAGGCGAGGCUGUCACGGAUAUCAGCUGUCAUAGAAAGGGCCAGAUGAGAUGAGAGUUGGCGCUAAUGAAUAAAUGAUGCGUUCUCGGGCAAGGCUACUUAGUACUUGUUAGUAAGUGGGCUAGGCUGGUGACAGAUGGAUAUCCCUGGCGGGAGGUGAGUAUUAGAUAGACUAGGUGGGUGCUUGAUUUGAUAUUGGGGGUGAGGCACUGGCGGGCAGGGCAGGCCGUUGUGGUGGCAGGGUGGUGGGCGUUCGGGGUCGGUGUUACUGGUGGGGAGUGGAUAUGACGGCAUUUCGCGCGGUUUUCCAUGGCGAGCCGUUAAUGCGAGAUGCGACCAAUCUCGCAGCC
Molecule: messenger RNA, 6134 nt
Organism: Diaporthe batatas
Lineage: Eukaryota; Fungi; Ascomycota; Sordariomycetes; Diaporthales; Diaporthaceae
Exons: 2
Coding region: 838-2403 (521 amino acids)
Source: RefSeq, a predicted model, not a curated record